ACGAUUGAGAAUCAAAUAAGGCGAACCUCUUAUCUCCCUCAAUAAUUUUUAGAAUCUUUUUUUUCGUUAUGGUGGAAAAUGAAACCGAGAAUGAAGCGGAAACUUCUUGAAAUAGAAGAUAAUUUUGAAGCUGGUCCAUCUCAUUCUGAAUAUACGUCUGCGCAUCCGUCCGUCAAGUCGCCGUCGAAAGUUCGGAGUUCUACUUCUUCGGAGGAAAGGUUCGAUGAUGGCUCACAAUCGAAAAGGGCAAAAGUUGAAGACCCAUUAGAAAAUGCAAAAUUGCUUCACCUUGAAGAAAUAUGCGAGGAAAUAAAUCCACGUCCACGAAAAGCGAGAAAAGCCCAGCAGCGUCUGUCGCAACGAGAAAGUCGGAAUUUUUCGCCAACCAAGGAAGGUUUGGAGAAUCUAUUUCAAGCCUGUAAUUCAGCUCAAAACUAUGACGCUGACCACUUCUUGAGCAAAGUGCCGAAAAUCGGCGGAUUUUCAAUUUUGGAUCAAUUUCGGCUGCCCGCAAUCAGGCUUUUUACCAUUGCUGCAAACGCUUUGCGAAGGAGAGAUUUGCGCAAUCUGAGGCUCUUGCUGAAUACAUUGACGAAUAAGUGGAACUACUCGUCGGGCAGGGCCACUGAUAUGAUCUUCUACAUCUCUCAGUAUUUGUACCUCAGAGACGGAUUUGAUACGGUGGCGAAUGAUCUCCUGAUCUUGGGCUCGAUGAAAAAUACUCAACAAGCCAGGUAUUACUUGGUGGAAGCUGCCAGGCAGUAUUUAACUAAUGACUCUCCGGAAUCUGCACAAGCGGCACUGCUGAAAUUCAUGAGUUAUGAAAAGUUGCUUCAUGACUCUUCAACGAUCCGAUCCGAGGCUGCCGUGUUGAGAUUGAUUACAGCUGCUAAACUGCUGAUAAAGUUUAAAAGCGGGUUUCCGGGCAUGGUGGCGUCAGAUGUCAGAGUUUUGUUGGAUCGGACGAGUGGAACCAUCAGUUCUCAAUCUUCCGACAAUAGACAAAGUUCGCUACGUACGUUUGAGGACUGUUUCGAUAUUGAUGAAGCUGAGUCUUUGGAGGAUGCCAUGAAAGACCUGAUUUUAUCUUUUGCCAAGAGUCCCGAGGAAUUCCCUGGAGCACCGUUUGAUUCUGUUGUUCACGUGGCACUGAACUAUUCAUCCGAAAAUCUGAUUGGACCUCUAAUGAAGCUGUGCGCUAAAGGAUUACUUUCCUGUCACUCCAUGCUUGCUAUGAGGCGGAAAGCUGAAGAAUACGCGCUUGAAAACCCGGAAGAAGCCCAGGAACAAGUGGAAAAUCUUACGUCGUACAUCAACAACUCGUGCCCUUUGGAACCAUUCACUAUUACAGACGUUGACCAGGCUUUGAUGGAUUGUGGUUGGGACCCGAGUGAUGAAGUUCGAGCUGAGCGAAAUUUUUCUGUGAUAAUUCAACACAUGAUUCAUCUGACGCAAGAUGGCAACAAGCAAGCGUGGCGUCGAUUCUGGACCCAGGUGUUGGAGUUCAGGGAUUUGUUGGAAAGCGAGUAUUUUGGGAAAUUCCAGGGCAGUGUUUUUAAACUGGAGUGUGUGAUGAAGCGUGGGAAUGUGGAGAAGACGGGAGCCGUGAAGAAAUUCUGGAAGUUCUUCAAAACCGACGAGCUCUGCUUUCAGAGCUUGGAUCACGCUGAAAAUAAGUUUGGGAAACUGAAGAAGCGGCAUCGCGAGAAGCUCGCUUUGUUGCUGGAAAAGAAGGAAUGACUUCUUGUGUUGAAGAUUUUUGUUUUUGGGUUAUAUCGAGUCCGAGUUACUACCUGGCGAUGUUCGAAAAUGUUUUCGAGAAGCAUAUCUUGAUGGAAAAAGUGUCAGGAUUGAA
Molecule: messenger RNA, 1855 nt
Organism: Notodromas monacha
Lineage: Eukaryota; Metazoa; Arthropoda; Ostracoda; Podocopida; Cyprididae
Source: the annotation of a GenBank genome assembly